AUGAAGAAGAAGAAAGUAAGCUGUGAGACGGUGGACAAUCUCCACCAUUGUAGUGCUAUUUUGUCACAGUCCUUAGUACAGAAAAAGCCUGAUCCUGGUGCUUUCACUAUUUUGUGCACAGUAGGACCCAUGAAAUUUGAGAAAGCUUUGUGUGACCUUGAUGCAAGUAUUAAUUUGAUCCCACUGGCCAUCUAUAAGAGGCUUGAUGUAGGGGCACCUACUCCUACAAACAUGCGAAUCAUGAUGGCAGAUAGGUCAAUUAAAAGACCUGUGGGUAUUCUACAUGACGUGCUGGUGAAAGUGGCCGCCUUCAUUCUCCCUGCGGAUUUUGUGGUUCUAGACUAUGAUGUUGAUUUUGAGGUGCCUAUUAUUCUGGGAAGACCAUUAUUGGCCACAGGGAGAGUGCUAGUUGAUUUGGAGCUUUAA
This is a messenger RNA of Capsicum annuum, 426 nucleotides long. RefSeq lists its product as uncharacterized. The transcript has a single exon. NCBI's taxonomy places the organism in Eukaryota, Viridiplantae, Streptophyta, Magnoliopsida, Solanales, Solanaceae. The coding region runs from base 1 to 426 and encodes 141 amino acids. The record is from RefSeq and is a predicted model, not a curated record.